UUGUCUUAUAAAUUGGUAGAAUUAAAAAUGGAGACAAUGAUUGCUACGAGUAUUGAUGAUCUGAAAGACAUCAAGAAAUUUUAUGAAGCGAAGCUAAAAUCACAAAUAUCCUCUACAAAAACAAUCACUUUCGUCUCUUUCUGUCGGACUUACUGCUGAGGAUCUGACAAAUCAUGGAGAGACAUCAGGAUCUGAGGAGUCCUAGCAGUAAUGAUGGACAGGAGUAGGAAAGCAGCCCUUAUACAGGUUUAUAACACCUCAUGAAAGAGCUCUGAGCUCGAACUCAUUUUCGAAAUCGAGAUGUACAUCAAUUUCUCCCAAACUUUUAGUAGGCUUGACACUGCUGUGAAAAAUAUUGUCAGUUUUGUGUAUCAUCAAAGAUAUUUCGCCUUUGAGUUUCCAAAUGAAAGCCAGGCGAAGUUCUUCAUUAAUGCUGUGAAAUCUCUAGAAGAAACUGAGAAAUCCUAUAAAGAACUUAAGAAUAAACUCAAGCAGCAGAAUAAAAAUAUUGAGAAAGCCAAUAAGAAAGGCGGCUUCUUCAGUGGCAUUAAGAGCAUCUUCAAAGGUAAGAAAAAGGUAGAGCAACCCAAAGUUACUGGAUUUAAGAAAGAGCAGGGGAUUAGCAUGAACCAGUUCCUUAUUGAGACCACUAAUGUCUCUCCAGAGAUUAAAGAUUCUUAUGUUAAGGUUAUGCAACAGAAAUUGGAAAAUGCUGGAAUUAAGAAGAAACAUCUUAAAGACCCGAAGUUUAGAAAAGAAGUCGAGAAUAUUAUUAAGGAACAUGAAGCAGAACUGACCACAAAUCAGGCUAUGGGAGGGGGAUUUAAUGAUCCAAAUGAAGAAAUUAAAAAUCCCGAUGAUAUAGUUAAGCCAAAAUCUCAGUCUGUUCCUACUAAUUUAGCCCCUCCUCCACCACCAGCUCCUGGACCGACUGGUGGAGGAGUUCCUCCUCCACCAGGAGGUAUUCCAGGUCCUCCAACCCCGAUUUCUUCGUCAGGAGCUCCACCACCACCUCCUGCUCCUUCUGGAGGGAUGAAGGCUCCUCCUCCACCUCCUGUUGUCAACAUGACUAGGACAAAGGAUGAAGAAGUAGUACUUAAAGAUGCUAGAAGUACACAUAUAGAUAAGCCAGAAGAUUCUAGACCAAUGAGCUUACUGGAGGAACUCCAGAAUGUCCAGCUGAAGCCAGCCAGUCGUGUUGAAAAACCCAAAGAAGAUAAUAUGGAGAGUAAAUUACAAGAUCUACUCAAUGCCAGGAGAGAGCAACUGCAUAAAGAUGGUAAUUCUAGUGAAUCAGACUGUGAUGAUGAUGAAUCAAGUGAUGAAUUUGACUAAGUGUCCAUACAAAAUUUGUAGUUGAGGUUUCAGUUGAGGUAAC
Molecule: messenger RNA, 1378 nt
Organism: Moneuplotes crassus
Lineage: Eukaryota; Ciliophora; Spirotrichea; Euplotida; Euplotidae
Source: the annotation of a GenBank genome assembly